This is a messenger RNA of Brachypodium distachyon (stiff brome), 2420 nucleotides long. RefSeq names its product molybdopterin biosynthesis protein CNX1. Gene Ontology annotation, cellular component: cytoplasm; cytosol. Gene Ontology annotation, biological process: molybdenum incorporation into molybdenum-molybdopterin complex; Mo-molybdopterin cofactor biosynthetic process. Gene Ontology annotation, molecular function: molybdopterin molybdotransferase activity. The record is from RefSeq and is a predicted model, not a curated record. The coding region runs from base 42 to 2036 and encodes 664 amino acids. The transcript has 13 exons. NCBI's taxonomy places the organism in Eukaryota, Viridiplantae, Streptophyta, Magnoliopsida, Poales, Poaceae.
CGAGAAGAGCCGACGAAGCACGAGGGGUAAGGGAAAAAAAAAUGCUGCAGGUGGAGGAUGCGCUGGCGGCCGUGCUGUCCGCCGCCGCGGGCCGGCGCGCCGCCGCCUCCGCCUCAGCCGCCGUGCCGCUGCUCGACGCGCUCGGCCUCGUCCUCGCGGAGGACGUCCGCGCGCCCGACCCGCUCCCCCCCUUCCGCGCCUCCGUCAAGGAUGGGUACGCGGUCGUGGCCUCGGACGGGCCAGGGGAGUACGCCGUCAUCGCGGAGGCGAGGGCCGGCGACGACGCGCUCGGCGUGGUCGUGACCCCCGGCACGGUCGCGUACGUCACGACCGGAGGGCCGAUACCUGACGGCGCAGAUGCCGUCGUGCAGGUGGAGGACACCGAGCAGGUCGCCGCCCCGCCGGAUGGGACCAAGAGGGUUAGGAUUUCGGUGCGGGUAGCCGAGGGGCACGACAUACGCAAUGUGGGGUGUGACAUAGAGAAAGAUUUAGUAGUGCUGAAGUCUGGUGAGCACCUAGGUCCUGCAGAAAUUGGGCUACUUGCAACCGUGGGAGUAACUGCUGUCAAGGCAUACCGUCGACCAACAAUUGCUGUGUUUUCUACAGGGGAUGAGUUGGUGCAGCCAGACACUGCAACUCUCAGCCGUGGUCAGAUUCGUGACUCUAACCGGGCCAUGCUACUUGCUGCUGCUAUUCAGCAUAAGUGUAAAGUGGUUGACUUGGGUAUUGCGAAAGACACUGAAGUAAGCCUUAAGGAGCUAAUGGAUGCAGCUCUACGUUCCGAUGCUGAUAUAAUUCUUACUUCUGGUGGUGUUUCCAUGGGUGAUAGAGAUCUUGUCAAACCUUGUUUGGCAAAGAUGGGUAAAAUUUACUUUGACAAGAUCCAAAUGAAACCAGGAAAGCCGUUAACAUUUGCUGAGAUCAGCACGGACGACACAGCAAGGUCAUCGAAAACAGCUCUUGCUUUUGGCUUGCCUGGAAACCCUGUAAGCUGUAUGGUUUGCUUCAAUCUCUUUGUUGUUCCUGCGAUACGUCUUCUCUCUGGUUGGUCAAACCCUCAUUUGCAAAGAGUUCAUGUGCGUCUAUCACAUCCCUUAAGAGCAGACUCACAUCGUCCAGAGUUCCAUCGUGCAGUGAUCAGAUGGGUGCUUGAUGAUGGAUCUGGUAGACCUGGUUAUGUUGCUGAGAGCACUGGCCAACAAGCUAGUAGCCGCCUCCUAAGUAUGAAGUCUGCAAAUGCCUUGCUGGAAGUACCAGCAUCUGGACAGACAUUAGCAGCCGGAGUAUCUAUCCAAGCUAUAGUUAUCGCGGAUAUAACCAGCCCUCCUUUGUAUAAGCAACCUGCUGCCACCACUACCAGCCUUCUACCAACUCAUUUUGUUUCUUCUGCAAAAAGCAUGUCCACAGAUGUCUCCCAGGUUGCGGCCUCUCAGAAUGCUGAAGUUAAAGUAGCAAUUCUGACUGUUAGCGAUACUGUAUCUUCCGGAGCAGGCCCCGAUAGGAGUGGCCCAAGAGCUGUAUCUGUAGUGAACUCUUCAUCAGAGAAAUUAGGGGGAGCAGUUGUUGUUGCUACUGCUGUAGUUCCAGAUGAAGUGGACCAAAUUAAGGACGUUCUGGUAAAGUGGAGUGAUGUUGACCGUGUCAACCUCAUCUUGACCUUAGGCGGCACUGGCUUCACACCUAGAGAUGUCACACCAGAGGCAACAAAAUGUGUGAUAGAGAAAGAAGCACCUGGCCUUGCGUUUGUUAUGAUUCAGGAGAGUUUGAAGGUGACACCAUUUGCAAUGCUAUCCCGGGCUGCAUCUGGGAUAAGAGGAUCGACACUUAUAAUCAACAUGCCCGGCAACCCAAAUGCUGUCGCAGAGUGCAUGGAGGCUCUUCUCCCAGCGCUGAAGCAUGCCAUCAAGCAGCUGAAGGGUGACAAGAGGGAGAAGAACCCCCGCCAUGUCCCUCAUGCCGAUGCCGCGCCCGUGGACCAGUGGGAGCGAAGUUUUAAAGCCGCAUCCUCUGGCGGUGGAUGCUCGUGUGACCCCUAAUCGACGGUUCGACACAGAUCCAUACACCUGGGAAAUCUGUAUGAUAAGAAUUUGAUCUUGUGGGACCAAACAACUACUUCCUUUGUGAUCCUGUUCUGUCAGCUUGGACUGCUUGAGGCUCAAGCCUCAAAGAUGACGGCCUUUUGUUUGCUCGACGUGCCAUGUUUCAUACUCCUUUUUGCACUAGGCCUCAUUUCACAUUGUGACAGUUGUCGCUUUUUUGUAAUUACACCGAGCUUGAUAUUGAAUAAAUUACCUAGUAAUAGUGAUAACUGCACUCAAAAUUACAUACGUGCACUACACAAUACAUAAAGUGGCAGGGCUCAAUUUGUAAACUGGGAAAGUGCAUGUUUUGCCGAGGUACACAAGGCUGCACUUCAUAUA